Molecule: messenger RNA, 4182 nt
Organism: Xenopus laevis (African clawed frog)
Lineage: Eukaryota; Metazoa; Chordata; Amphibia; Anura; Pipidae
Gene: dis3l2.S
Product: DIS3-like exonuclease 2
Exons: 22
Coding region: 137-3349 (1070 amino acids)
Biological process (GO): nuclear-transcribed mRNA catabolic process; polyuridylation-dependent mRNA catabolic process; miRNA catabolic process
Cellular component (GO): cytoplasm; P-body
Molecular function (GO): 3'-5'-RNA exonuclease activity; RNA binding; poly(U) RNA binding
Source: RefSeq, a predicted model, not a curated record
UUCUCCUUAACCCCGCCUCCUCACCUAAUGUCACACUGACCCGGAAGUAGAAUCUCCAUAGCAACAAGCAUCUACCCGCUGCAUUUAAAGCGUGCCGGGGGGCAAGCAUCUCAGUAAGCAGUUCCGACUCUUCAACAUGGAUCAUGUGGGUCAUGCAAGAACAAGCCAUGGUCAAGCAUCAAAGGAAGGGAUCAGCUGGUCAGGGGUUCAGCAGAAAAAUGCCUAUGCCAGAUUAGUGCAGCAACAUCACAGUGGAAGGUUUAAGUUCUUUUUAAACUACAUAGCUCAGAAGCUGCAGCAGGAAGAGAGUGCCCAUGGAGAUGAUGGCUUGGAUAGAGAAUUGGAAAUCACUGGUAGAUUUCAGGAAUUAUUGGGAAAAAAUGGAUCAACCAAUCAUGAUAACUUGUCAACUAAACAAGCUUCUUGUGAGAACUCUGCUGUUUCUCAGUAUGACAGAGGUUGUGAACAUGGACACACCUACAGAAAAUCGGAGGCAUUAGCCGAAAAGCAGAAAGGCAAACCUCCUACAAUCACAAGUCAUGAUUCAGAUUUGGAGCCUGAGAAUGCUGGAAAAGUUGCAGUCAAUACUUCUGAAAAAAGGCAAAUAUAUCCCAGCACGAAUAAGGGGCCAUCAAUACAAAUGUGUGAAUCUGAUAACGAUACCCAUAACCGAGACACCCAAUCUGAUAAGCAAAAGGCAAAGUCUCAAACUCCUAUCAAAGGCUUCCAAAGUGAACAGCUUUUAGAAGGUGGUCACAAGCGUGGAUUUCACAGGACUAGAUACCAGUCAGAAAGUGCUUGCACACCCCCAAAUCUCAACAGGCAGAGACAGCUUUCAGAAUCCCACUGUGAAACUAUGCACAACACAUUUCUGAGCCCUGUUCAAGCUGGCAAAAGAGGUAUAAAUCACAGCCUUUUGAAUGAGAAGCGCCGUGGAAAGGGUAAAAAAAAGAAUAUAUUUGAGGAGUACAUGACAAAAGAGGAAGUAUCUGCAGGUUUGAAAAGAGGAGAGCUAAUCCAGGGUUCCCUAAGGAUUAAUCCCAAGAAAUUUCAUGAAGCAUACUUGCCAUCUCCGGCUGGUGUAAGGGACAUAUUUAUUGAUGGAGUAGUUUCCAGAAACAGAGCUUUAAAUGGAGAUGUUGUUGUUGUGAAGUUGCUUCCUCGUGAUCAGUGGAAGGUACUGAAAACUGAUGUUUGUGAGGGUGAGGAUACACUGGCUCACAGUACUGGUAAAAAGCAGCCUGCUCUGUCUCCUCAUCCAAUGAAAAGUAGAGUUGAAAGCCCAGCUGUUAUUACAGAGUCUCAAUUUGACAGUGGAGAGGAGAGGCAUGAGAGUGCCUCAAUUGGAUGUCCUCAGAAAGCAAUUGGGGAUAAAGCAAAUGAAAUAGAAGAAAACGCUUUGCCUAAGCAAGAGGAUCCCAGAAGUUUGUCGGAUGACUGCUUUCAGAAAACCGCAAAGGUAGUUUACAUACUGGAGAAAAAACAUUCGAGAGCAGCGACUGGUUUUAUUAAACCUUUGUUUGACAAGAGUAGUGACUUAGCAAGGAAGCGUGCUUUGUUUUCUCCUGUGGACCACAGACUUCCCCGCAUACAUGUCCCUCUUGGGGAUUGUCCUCACGACUUUUCAGUCCACCCAGAAACCUAUGCUUGCACCCUAUUUAUCUGCAGUAUCACAGCCUGGAGAGAGGACAGCAACUUUGCUGAGGGGAAAUUAAUGAAAAGUCUCGGGCAGGCUGGAGAAAUUGAACCUGAAACAGAGGGAAUAUUAAUGGAGUAUGGUGUAGAUUUUUCAGAUUUCCCUAAUAAGGUUUUGCAGUGCCUGCCACAGAACCUUCCAUGGUCUAUACCCCAGGAGGAGUUCCAGAAGAGAAAAGACUUAAGGAAUGAGUGCAUUUUCACUAUUGAUCCUGCCACUGCAAGGGACCUGGAUGAUGCUUUAUCAUGCAAACCUCUUCCAGAUGGUAAUUUUGAAGUAGGAGUUCAUAUUGCAGAUGUGAGCUAUUUUGUUGCAGAAGGAAAUGCUCUGGACUGUAUGGCUAGCGAGAGAGCCACAAGCGUUUAUCUUGUACAGAAGGUAAUCCCAAUGCUACCCAGACUUCUGUGUGAGGAACUGUGCAGUCUGAAUCCAAUGACUGACAGACUAACAUUUUCAGUCAUAUGGAAAAUCACACCACAAGGCAAGAUCCUGGAUGAAUGGUUUGGUCGGAGUAUCAUCUGCUCUUGUGUGAAGCUAAGUUAUGACCAUGCCCAAAACAUGAUAAACCACCCAGACAAGAAGAUUGAGAAGCAUGAGCUGCCCCCAGUGUCAUCAGAGCACACCAUUAAUGAGAUACACCAAGCUGUACUAAACCUUCAUCUUAUUGCACAGAACCUGCGUAAACAGCGAUUUGAUGAUGGGGCCUUAAGACUCGAUCAGCUGAAAUUAACUUUCACUUUGGACAAAGAGAGUGGGAUGCCUCAAGGAUGCUACAUCUACCAAUACAGAGACAGCAACAAAUUGGUGGAAGAAUUCAUGUUACUUGCAAAUAUGGCAGUGGCGCAUCACAUAUAUCGCCAGUUUCCAGACAAGGCUUUGCUGCGCCGGCACCCCCCUCCACAAACCAAGAUGCUCAAUGACCUUAUCGAAUUCUGUGAUCAAAUGGGACUGCAGCUGGAUUUCACUAAUUCUGGGACUUUGCAUAAAACUUUGAAUGAUCACUUUGGAACAGAUGAAUACUCUACUGCGCGUAAGGAGGUCCUGACCAAUAUGUGUUCUCGGCCCAUGCAGAUGGCACUAUAUUUCUGCAGUGGAGCCCUGAAUGACGAAACACAGUUCCAUCACUAUGCACUGAACGUCCCUCUGUAUACUCACUUUACUUCCCCUAUACGGCGUUUUGCUGACAUAAUAGUUCAUCGGCUCCUUGCAGCAUCACUAGGAUGUGGACCCCAUCUGAAAACCUCAAAAGAGAUAAUCCAGAAACAAGCUGAUCAUUGUAAUGACCGCAAAACAGCAUCCAAGCGAGUGCAGGAACUGAGUGCAGAGCUUUUCUUUUCUGUCUUUGUAAAGGAAUGUGGCCCCCUGGAGUCAGAGGCCAUGGUUAUGGGAGUCCUUAAUGAAGCUUUUGAUGUUAUUGUGCUUAGAUUUGGGGUCCAGAAGCGCAUAUAUUGUAAUAGCCUUCCUCUUGUUAAUUCACAUUAUAAACAGGUCGGGAAAAGACCUGAACUGACACUGCUUUGGGAACCAGAACAGAAAGGAGAGGAACCUGUGCGACAGGUAAUCAGUAUUUUCACGCUUGUGGAGGUGGUCCUCAAGACAGAUAAUGUGCCCCUAAAGUACACAGCGCUACUGAAAAGACCAGAGGCCGAGUGACUGCAGUUUGAAGAGCAUGGGAAAUGUUUCAAUGCCGGUAGCAGUGCUGCUAUACAAUGAAUUUUCCAUUACAAUGGAUUACAUUUGUCAUUUCAAGGGGGAGACACAUUUUCUAAGUAAUUUCUGGUGUGCCAUUGAUUAAAAUGUGUGUAAAUGUCUUAGAUGCUGGUAACUCUGUCUGUAGAUCCAUAGAAAGAAGAAUUGAGGCUAUGGAUUAUUGCAUAAUUUUAAUUUACUUUUUAAAUGAAGUUGGAUCAGUUUGACCAACUAAAUCAAUAGCCAGAAGCUCUUUGGCCUUCUUAUAAGUUCUUCCCUAAUUCAUAAGCCCUUGCCAACAUGUAAGCAGUAGGUAACUGGCAUAAGAACUUUUUAAUUUUUUUCAGUAUUUUUAGGCCUGAAAAGCAGCUAUUAAUUUUAAGACACUGAAUUUUUCUCUGAAUGAACUCAUGGCUGGCACCAUAUCAGAGUAACGUUUUAGUUAAACUGUACCAAAUGAUACUUAAUUUAUGCUUUUUUUUUUAAUCUUGUUCUAGUUUUUUCCACUUACUCCUAGUAAUCAGAUUUGUAAAUGAAAGAUGCGUUUGCAUGUGUAUUUUUCAUUGAAAGAUGCAAAAGUCAGUGGCUCUCAUUUCGUGGGAAGUUGGUUGACAUGGGUAACUGCCUGUGAGCAAAUUUGCCCAACAUUAGUAAUGACCCCACUGUUGCCUUUGGCAGUUACUUUUGAUCUUAAUGUAGUGAGACCAGAUUAUCACACAGUCCAUCCCUGGAGUAAUCUUGUCUCACAAUUCUUGUAUCUCAACUCCACCCUUCAAUAAAGCAAUGUUUUCCGUGUA